ACUGAACUCUUCUUAUUUUUACAGGUAUUUCGGUGAACUAUGAAGUCUGGCUGAGACGUUCCAGAAUAAUUAGAAACUAUGAAGAUGAAUGACUCCGACAUCGAUGACGAAUGGUACCACCGAAAUUUCCUCAUCUACUCAAGAUUCUGGGUCCAAAGGAUCCUCGUCCCCACCAUCAUGACAAUUGGCAUCAUAGGUAAUGUCAUCACUAUCGUGAUCAUGACACGCCGCAGGAUGCGAAGUUCCACCAACAACUACCUGGCUGCCCUGGCCAUUUUUGACAUGAUGUAUUUGAUAUUCACCUUCAUCCUUUCCCUCAGCCACUACCCAAGAGUUCCUGAUAUUGACCACUACGCCUACUGGAGACUCAGGCCUUUCAUCUUCAUGCUCACAGACGCCUGUAGUAACAGUUCAGUGUGGCUGACUGUCACAUUCACAAUUGAGCGCUAUAUCGCUGUGUGCCACCCGAUGAAAGGCAAGGUUUUCUGUACGGAGUCCAGGGCCAAGAAAGCCAUCGUCGCCGUGUUCUUGUUCUGUUUCGCUUUCACAAUUCCCACCCCUUUCGAAUGGAAAGUGAUCGAAAGAGUCGACGAUUCGACAAACCGAACUACUCUGUCUCUCGAUCUGACAGAAAUGGGCAAGAAUUACAUGUACAAGACAAUUUACUACUGGUUGACUGUUGUGGUUUUCAUUUUCAUUCCCUUUAUUUUGCUAGCCAUUUUCAACAGCUUCUUAAUAAGAUCAGUUCACAUGUCUAAAGUCCAGAGAUCUUCGAUGACCCGCGGCAGCGACAACAGCCAGGAGAACAAAAUCACUAUAAUGCUGAUCGCUGUCGUCAUAUUGUUUUUCAUUUGUCAGCUACCUACCGCUUGUCACCUCUUGUACAGCACUCUGCACGAAAGCUUUGACUCUAAACAGCUCUACCUGCUGAGAGGGUUGGGCAAUAUAUUCAAUUUCCUCAUGUCCCUCAACGCUGCGGGGAAUUUUGUACUGUACUGUUUACUUAGUCAGAAAUAUAGGAAGACAUUUAUACAAAUUUUCUGCCCCUGCAUGCGAGAGAACAGAAACGCCAUGUAUUAUCAAAGCACUGUCUGUAGCAAUGUCGACACGGACAGUCCGGGAAGCAACUCGCGCAACGCUUGUACUCUCAAAUGCACGGACAGUCCAGCGAGUACUUCGAGGACUGCUUUUCUGCAGGUACCGAAAUCAUCCCGUUCAAAGGUUGAUUACUGUGACGAAGACAGCAUCGAUGAAAAUGGAAGAGACUGUGGUAGAUGCCAAAGGUUCAUCAGAGCUCCGUGGAAACACCUGAAGCAGAAAAACCGGGAACAGGUGAUCCCUCUGAAAGGGGGUGGCAACAAAUGCAUUGUGAUAACAGCCCCGGACGGAUUUCCGGAAUCGCAGCAGUGGUCGGCUGUUUGAUUGUGCUUAUGUUUUGUCCCCGAUUGUGAGAACUAAAUGAAUCAUCAGUAUUUAACAAUUAUAGUCAUUUUAUUUAUGUCACUUAGGGUUCAUUCAAAUAUAAUGUAAGCACUUAAUGGGAAAAGGAGUUUGGGAUUUGCUUAUUUUUGCCUAUACAGGUAUGAGCAAUGCUUAGGCAAGACCCUAAAAUGUUGUUUCUUACAAAAAAAUUUCAAAAAUUAAAAAAAGAACAAUAUGAAAAGAAAUUGGGGAAAUAAUACAUUUUGUAAAGUUUUAUAAUAGAAAUGAAAAUUAAACUUUAGGGGAAAAAAAGUUCUUAAUUUUUUUAUUAGAUGAGUCUAAAAGCUCCCUAGACGUGCUUACGUAAUAUUUGAAAGGUCCAUUUUCUUUUUGUAUAUAAUUAAGUUUUUUUUACGUUAGAGUUCUUGUUAUAUUGUAUUAUAUAUAAGAUGUAUGUAUAAUAUAUAUUAUAUGCAUACAUAUUAUAUAUUUUAUCUAGGGUGAUUCACAAUGGCCACCCUAAAAUAUAUGUUUUUAGAUGUCGAACAAAAUAUGCACUUUAGUAGUCACAAAUUAAUAUUUAAGAGAGAAAAAAAGAAGGGGUUUGGGAUUUGUUUAUUUUUGCCUACAAAGGUAUGAACGAUGCUUAGGUAAGACCCUAAAAUGUCCUUAUUUUCAAAAAAUUUUAAAAUUCAAUAAAAGAACGAUAUAAAAAUUAUAUUUUAGGGGAAAAAAAGUUUAUUCAAGCAUUCUUAAUUUUUUAUUAGAUGAGUCUAAGAGUUCCUUAGACAUGCUUACAUAAUAUCUGAAAGGUCCAUUUUCUUUUUGUAUAUAAUUAAGUUUUUUUUACGUUAGAGUUCUUGUUAUAUUGUAUUAUGUAUAAUAUAUGUUAUAUGCAUACAUGUAUAUUCUGUGCAUACACAUAUAUUAUGUAUUUCAUCUAGGGUGAUUCAUAAUGGCCGCCCUAAAAUAUAUGUUUUUAGAAGUCGAACAAAGUAUGCACUUUAGUGGUCACAAAUUAAUAUUUAAGCGAGGAAAAAAAUGAAAAUAAUGUCAAAGUUUAUCAUUCCUCCUUGAAAAAGUCAUGAUUAGAUUAUUGGAGGAAACAAAAAGUGAAUUUGGUAUUUUUAAAUCCGCUUUCCUUAACAGUGAUUUGUUAAAGUUUGAUGACGUUUUAUGUUUUUUCUUCGCUUAUUUAUUGUAUGAAUUUGCAACCCCAAAUAAGAAUAUUCUUUUAAAUUUCUUUUUGAAGAAAGAUAAUAAAAAAAUAUAUAUAAAGCGAGGUUAUUAUUAUAGUAUACCCUGCGUUAGAAAAUCACCGUGCAGCAAAUAAU
Parasteatoda tepidariorum (common house spider) is the source of this 2756-nucleotide messenger RNA. Lineage: Eukaryota; Metazoa; Arthropoda; Arachnida; Araneae; Theridiidae. The record is from RefSeq and is a predicted model, not a curated record.